Chelonoidis abingdonii (Abingdon island giant tortoise) is the source of this 4155-nucleotide messenger RNA. RefSeq names its product ankyrin repeat domain 54 (gene ANKRD54). Gene Ontology annotation, cellular component: cytoplasm; nucleus. The record is from RefSeq and is a predicted model, not a curated record. NCBI's taxonomy places the organism in Eukaryota, Metazoa, Chordata, Testudines, Testudinidae. Gene Ontology annotation, molecular function: protein binding; protein kinase regulator activity. Gene Ontology annotation, biological process: regulation of intracellular signal transduction; regulation of protein kinase activity.
AUGGUGCGGGCGGGGGGCUCGUUACCAGUUCUCCCCGCCUUCUGUCAGCGCGUCUGGGCCCGGCCCACGGAAGCCGGGAGGCCGCGCGGGGGCGGCGGGGAUGGACGGCGCUGGCGCUGGCGCUGGCGCUGGCGGGCCGUGGCGGCCUCGGACGAGGCGCCGAGACCCCCGGGGGGCGGGUUCGCGCUGGCGGAGUUCGGGGCCGCGCUGCGAGGCCCCCGAAGCCGCUGGGCCGGCCUCGCCGGCUUCCUGCACGUCCUGUGCAGCGCGACCCGCCGGCGGGCAAGAUCCCCGCCGCCGCCGCGCAGGGCCGCCCGGCUGCACCGCGCCCUGGGGCCCACGGGCAAAGAGAUCCACGCUUUGAAACGGUUGAGAGAAUCCGCCAAUGCUAACGACUUAGAAACAGUGCAGCAACUCUUAGAAGAUGGGGUUGACCCCUGUGCUGCAGAUGACAAAGGCCGUACGGCCCUGCACUUCGCCUCCUGCAAUGGCAAUGAUCGCAUCGUGCAGUUGCUUUUGGACCAUGGGGCAGACCCGAACCAGAGAGAUGGACUGGGGAACACUGCGUUACACUUGGCUGCCUGCACGAACCAUGUUCCUGUCAUCACCCUGCUGCUGCGUGGAGGAGCCAGAGUCGAUGCUUUGGAUCGAGCCGGGAGAACUCCUCUGCACCUCGCCAAGUCCAAGCUGAACAUCCUGCAGGAAGGACUCUCUCAGAGCCUGGAGGCCGUGCGCCUUGAAGUGAAGCAGAUUAUCCAGAUGUUGCGGGAAUACCUGGAGCACCUUGGGCAGCAUGAGCAGCGGGAGCAUUUGGAUGAUCUCUGCUCCAGGUUACAGAUGACCAGUACUAAGGAGCAGGUGGAUGAGGUCACUGACCUCCUGGCCAGCUUCACCUCACUCAGUCUACAGAUGCAGAAGAUGGAGAAGAGGUAACAGGAUUUCAGAUCAUUCCCCUGCUCAACAGGAGAGGCCGCAGGGGAGGGGCAGCUGGAGUGCAUUGCAUAGAUUAUAAACAUUGCUGCCACUGCCAGAUACCCUGUUGCUGGACCCUCCCCCCUAGUGUAGCACUCAACUCUCAGACUAUCCCCUCCAGUGCUGCCAUCACCACUUCCUUCUGAGGCGCCUAGGAGGACAAUUGAAUGCUGGAGCUCCUGACUUUUGGAGCAAAGGGUCCCUCUUAUAUCAUCCUGCUCUAGAUCAGAUAGUUUAACGAAUGUGCUGGCCUUGUGUGGCAUGUCCCUCUUUUGAACAUGCAGCCUUCCUCAAAGCAUCCCAAGCUCAGAGUGGUUGGCACUCAGUGUGCCCCUGGUCACCAGCCACACCCAGGUGCAUUCAGGCAGGGACAGCUCUCAGACAUGCCUUUGUACAGAUCUGCCUGUACUAGGCACGACUGGACAUGGUCACCGUAUCUAGUUACACAGGGUGAGUAGGCUUGUUCAGAUGGUGGGAGACUCUGACUUCUUGCAGUCACAGGAAGUGAAGAUGGAAAUUCAGCAGAGCUCACUGAGCAUUGGUUGGAGUAGGUGGAACCAGGAAGAGGAAAAAAUAAAAGAUAAAAAAAAAACAGAGCCUGGGCCUUCAUCCUCAACUCCCACAGGGGUCUGCUCUCAAAGGGCAAAGAGUCUGUCACUGUGGGACUGGGAUACAAAGCUUUUCAGCACAAGUUUGCUGCUUCCAAUGUGAUCCCACCUCAAGGAAUCACUAAAACUUUGUGCUCAGAGACCACAGCAAUGGGUUUGUUAAAAAUAAAUAUAUAGAUAAAGUUACCACCAGAUUAUGGCUGCCCAGUUAGAGUUGGGGGACACCCCCCCACUCCUAGCCCAGUUCUAAGGGGACAGAGAUGUAUGUCUCACAAGACAGCACCAUGGCUGACUUCGAUCUUCCCUUUUAUUAGCAGUCUCAGCCAGGAGAUCAGGCCUUGAUUUGAGCUAUUAGAACAGCUCAUCUUUCCACCUCAGCAUGGCUGACAUGUAACUUAGACCUGAGCCAUGUUGCUAGGAUGGGGGCAAACUUAUGUUGUUUCUGCCCACGUAUCACUAAUCCCGGGUCUAAAAUAAAUGCCAGUCUGAAGGCCUAUCAAUUGGACACAUUUUUAUCAGUGCUAAAUUCAUGUGAGGAGAAGGAAUCUUAAGUAAGUUCAAUGGAUUGGAUGAGUUGUGAUGCCCACAAGAGGCCUGAAAUGGGGAACAUGGAAAGGAUGCAGGGAGUUGCCACAGAACAGCAUGUUCUUUGCCAUCUGUUGGGGUGUGGUCAUUCAUAAGAGCUGGGUGGAUUCUGUUUAAGGUACUGAUUCUCAGGAGCAGCCAGUACUUUCCCUGAAUCAUGAACAUUCCAAGUUGUUCUUUUAGAUCCAGAGGACAAUAGGAUUGGAUGCUGUUUAGGUGUAUCCCUUGUCUGAGAGGAGACUGACUAGACGCAUGUAUCCAGAGCUUGGAUUUCACCCUGGUGCGUGCGGCUUAGAGUGGUCUGUAUGAUCUUCUGGGGAGGGAAGUCUGGGACUGACUCUGUUUUGAUUUUGCUGGAGCUGUCACUGUGAAUAUUAAGAGGUUGUUCUGACAUGCUGGCUAAAAGACACACGAAAGGGGGUGGACAACAAUCUGAACUCCUACAUUUUACAUUCAUUAAAAUACUGUCAGCUUUUUUGGAGUCCUCCACCAGUUCUUUCGUCUCAAGACUCACAUCUCUCCCUCUAUCUCCUGUGCCUGGGGCCUGACACUGGCCUCAGUAACAACUUCUCUUAAAAAGCAGUGCUUGAAUUAAAGAUGACAAUGUCGAGUUGCCUUGAGCACAAACGCUGGCCUCUUUGCAGACCCCUGGACCCUGCUGCUGAUUCACCUUCUGAUCUUAAAUCCCAUUGCUGACGAAUCCAAACCAUAGAUACAUGAAUUUGCUAUAGAACCUACACAAAUCACAGUGUGUUUUAGGACUGCAGGCGAGGAGCUAUCAUGCACUCUGCAGAGAGGAAAGCAAUGCUGUCUGACCACAACUUGUCUGAGAGCAAGCAUUGGUGUGUAGCAGGAGGGGAGAAAACAUGGUAAAAUAAUCACAGUUUGCCAAAUGAAGAAUGCGACAAUGUGCUGGGGCUCAGACUGGUAUUGGCUAGAUUCUAAAGAUUACAGGGGAAAGAGCAUCCCCCAAGUGAGACAGAAGGGACCAUUAAAAGAGCUAAAGAAAGAGCAGCUAGGGUUGUCUUUAAUGCCACAGUUGCUGUCGCUGAUGCUUGUAUUGAAGCUGGAACUGACUGCGGUUUGCUUUUGUUGCAGUUCACACCUGAGAUCAGAGCCCUUUUGGCUAGGAGCAUGAGAAGUUGCUGCAUGCAGCGUGUCGUGGCCCUACAGUGUGAGGUUAGCUGCUGAGCUUUUACACCUCCUCCCUAAACAGGGUGGGAGUCAUAAAGGGUGAUGUCUGGGUGUGGAUGAUGGUGGUUGCCUGCUCCGAGUCCCUGCAACUACCCACUAAUGUCUACCUCUCUUAGAGGGCAUCUUUUUAUGUUUCUCCCUCAACAACCCAUGGGCUGGGCCAUCAGCUGUAUGUCAUCUGAAGGAUGAUGGGUUUGGGGGGAAAAUUGCCACUGCUGCUGGUUAGUAAGAGCACUUGGUUGCAGAUGAAAUGCCUUAGGGGAAUUAGAUCCUUUUUAACUGGUGAGCAGACCGAUCACAUGGUACAAGUUGCCCUUCGCAGUUCUGCUUUUCUACUGCCAGUCCAAUGGGAUGAGACACCCACAGACCAAGCUGGCACCAGGGCUCACAGUGACAUUCCACAGGGCUGUUUCCCUCUGGCCAGAGAGCAGUACUUACCACAUUUCUAUCAUCCAGUGAUGCAUAAUCCUGGGCUGGAAACAGUCAAACCUACCAUCCUGCUCAGUUCGGCAGUCCUCAUCUGAAGCCGAUCUCCGUUACUCUAGUUUACUAUUAAAGUGAAGUGGUGGCUAUGAAUGUAGAAAUCGUAUCUUCAUCAUGCCUGCAGUACCUGAUUUCCUUUAGCUGUCCUGCCCACGUUGCCUGUUAUACAUCACCUAAUAGGAUCCCAGAGCUUUCCCUUGGUGGAAGGCCCCAUGUGCUCUACUGCAGGCUUUUGUAGCAUUCUUCUGUGGCAGCUUCAGGUACAUUUUACAAAUCUAGGUUUUUACUGAAUUAAAGAUGAACAUGAAUAAUC